Messenger RNA from Erinaceus europaeus (western European hedgehog), 4909 nucleotides. RefSeq names its product putative tetratricopeptide repeat protein 41. The transcript has 17 exons. The coding region runs from base 471 to 4454 and encodes 1327 amino acids. Gene Ontology annotation, cellular component: Cul4-RING E3 ubiquitin ligase complex. The record is from RefSeq and is a predicted model, not a curated record. NCBI's taxonomy places the organism in Eukaryota, Metazoa, Chordata, Mammalia, Eulipotyphla, Erinaceidae.
AGCUUAGGCCUCCGAGGGAAGCGGUCCAGUGAACGUCAUUACGGAGCACAUCCCUACUUUGGGCCGGGUCACCACCGAGCCACUUCCGGUUCCGAGAGCUCGUUUAUUCGGUGACUAGGGGAAACGGUAGCCACGGCAACGCGUUCUUGCCCCCUUCCCAGUGUGCCUGUCGGGUCACAUUGCAAAUGAUUCUAUCGCGACUUUUCGACAAUCGGCUAUGUGGCAAGACCAGCUGAGAAAAAGGGAAAAAUUCCCCUCAGCGUACAGAACGGCUCUAACUUCAGCUCAAUUGUUAGCUAACUCUGAUCUCACCUUUGGUUGGCACCUCUCAACUGCAAACAUCUACGAGCAAGAAGCCCCAUUGGAGAAAGAUUCCCAAAUGUUGACUGGGAACGUUAUUAGGAGGAAGUGUAGGAAGUUGCAGGGGUCAGUGGUGGCCCCAAGAUGAAAACUGUUGUGUUUUCAGCAUCAUGCCAGCUCCUGACCUGCAAAGCGCAAUGAACCGCAAGUCCAACACAAACACAGACAAACGCACCCAGUUCCUUUCAGAGUCCAGGAAGCCCAUUCGGCCUUAUGUCUGCUCGACUCUGCAUGAUUUCCAGGAAGAGAGAGACUUUUUGGCUACCAAUAUCUUCCCUCAGCUCAAUGAUGUUUGCAGUUCCCGGGGCACGUAUUUCAGAGCUGUGGACCUGAAGUGGGCAGGGUGGCAGGGCCUGGCUCCCUCUCCCUCAAGCCGCCUUCCACAGCAUGCUUGUCUCCAAUCCCAGCACCUGAAGCUCUGUCUCGAUCACGUCAACAGCUGCUUUCCCUUUUUCAUCUGCCUGUUGGGGCAGACCUAUGGGGACUUCCUGCCUGCCUGUUCACCUUUCAUGUUCUCAAGAACAGCCGACCCAUCGGAUUUACUCACAGUGCAACAAAAUCUCUAUGUGGCUGCCCAGAAUGGUUACCCCUGGGUCCUGGAGAACCCCAACUGUAGCCUGACAGAAUAUGAAAUCACCCAAGCUGCCUUCCUUCGAAAAUCUCCAUUUCUAUAUUUUUACUUCCGGACUGGGACCACACUGCUGAAGGCUUUAAAUGAGGCCAGAGAGGGGCAACUGUCCUCAGUUUCCCUGCUGAAUGAUGAGGGACAGCUAAAACUUGGGAAGCUGAAAGCCAAGAUUAUUGGCAAAGGGUUCCCUGUCAGAUUUUACAGAGACCUCCCCGAGCUGGGUGAGCUGGUCUUCAAGGACUGGUUGGUUGUGAUAGAAAAACUUUAUCCAGUCACUUCAACAAUGGAAAACAUAGACCACAAGCACAACUUUGAACGUCUCUUUCAUAAAGAAUUUACUGAGAAGUGCAAGGAAGUAUUUGUUGCUUCCAAGGAGUCAAGCAAGACUUUUGAAAUCUUGGGAAAAUUUGCUUUAGAGGUUGUGAAAUCUGAUCUCAGCAAAGAAGCAGCAGGUUCCAGUUUUGAAUCUAUUCUCAGAGAAAAUUCAUCUCCCACCUACAAAUCUAUUUUGCUCUUGUCCGGAGACCGUGGUUGUGGGAAGUCCACUCUGAUUGCCAGCUGGGUGAAUCAUUUCCAGAGGAGUCAUCCUGAUGCGCUGGUGAUCCCCCAUUUUGUGGGCAGCACCUGUGAAAGCAGUGACCUCAUGUCCGUGAUGCAUUACUUCAUCAUGGAAUUGCACUGUAGACACUAUGGUACGCUGCUUGAAGCUGAUAUUUUUAAUGAAGAGGCAAAUGUAUUGGUAUUUUCACUUCUUGUGGAAGUAUUCAUUGCUGCCAUCAGUUUGAGGCCCUGCAUAAUUGUACUUGAUGGAAUUGAAGACUUGGUUGGCAUUUAUGGGAUUUCAGGACAGAAGUCAAGGGACUUUUCCUGGCUGCCACCGUCGCUGCCUCCUCACUGCAAGUUGAUCCUGACCACUGUGCCCUCCAGCCUGUCCUACAAGUCUCUGUGCACCCGUCCGGAUGUGAUGGUGGUGAGGCUCACUAACACAGGAGACGAAGAAGCCAAACUCAGCAUCUUCAGACAGCACUUCUCCAUCCCUGGCUAUGAAGAGCCCUUCCAACUGACCCUGACUGUUCAGGAUCAGAGGAAAAACACAAGCCUGAAUCCUUUAAAACUCGCAGUCCUAGCAACUGAGUUGAGAGAGUCUCGACUCUACCGGGAUGAGGCGAAGUGUCUACAGGAGUACUUGGGGGUGGCCUCUGUUCAGGAGCUCUGGGAACUGGUUCUACAACGCUGGAGCAAAGACUAUGGUUUUCAACAAGACCCAGCAGAUUCAAACACUGUGGCUUCAGGACAAGGGCUGAGUGACUGGGUGGCCGAUGUGCUGUGCUUGCUGAGCGUCUCGCAUUGUGGGCUGACAGAGGAGGAGAUACUUCAGCUUCUGGAGACUCUGGGCUACAGGAAUCAGUACAGAGUAACACCAAUGCACUGGGCUGCCUUCCGCAGCGCAUCCAAGCAGUGGGUCCAGGAGAAGCCCAGCGGCCUGCUCUACUUCCAGCAUCAGACACUGCGUAACACCGUGGAGCACAAGCUGCUUGGUGUCAUCACUCCCGUCAGAGAAAGCUAUCCUCGCACCUUCCAGAGGCCAACAAGUCACAAGAAGACAUACUUCCAUAGGAUGCUGGUGAGAUACUUCCAGCGGCAGGCCUCCUUCUGGAGGGUGUAUGAAGAGCUGCCGUGGCACAUGAAGAUGAGCAGCUGCUGGCAGGGUCUGUGCAGCUUCCUCUCCAGCCCAAGCAUCACCGACUUCUUAUCCAAGAUCCAAAGCCCCAGCUUCUGGGCUGGGCUGCACCUCAUCCACUACUGGAACACAUUGUCAGAUGCCGGCUAUGACCUCACUGAGGCCUACCAGCUCACGGUGACCAAGGUUAGAGUUACUCGGCGCCGCAAAUCCAAGAAGCGAAACUCAAACUCAGUGCUGGAAAGCAAGCCUUCUGAGGUGACCCUCGCUGACAAGUGCCAAAUAGUGUUCUUUAUCGGAAGAUUUCUGAAGUUCAUGGGCAAGACCAGAGAAGCAGAAAGUUUAUUCUUGAGCACUGAGGACACGUUAGAGAAGAGUGGCUCCAUAACAGAAAUGCUUGUGAGAGUGCAGAAUACAAUCGGAGAACUCUAUCUGCAAAUAGGGAUGGCCCAGGAAGGCUUCCAGUAUUUCCAGAAAGCAUGGUGGAAUCUCAUACAGUUUCCACCCAGCAACUUCAGAGACAACCAGGACUUGGUGAAGCAGAAAGGCAGAGUGCUGAACAACCUGGUGAGGACAGCCUCUGAGGAGUACUUGCAAGACAGUCACCUCCUGGAACGUGCCAGUGACAUUUCCAGCUUGUUGGACAACAAUCCCUGGGACCAGGCAACCAUGAAAUACACCGAAGGUGUUCUGAUAUUAGCUACUGGACACAGUUACCAGGCAAAAAGAAAGCUUCAUGAAUGCCUAACUAUCAGGAGGAGUUUGCUGGGUGAGAAAAACCUCCUCGUUGGAGAAAUAAUGGAACUUUUAGCAGAUGUACUGUUUUUCCCACUAAGAGAUAGUGAAAAGGCUGACCUCAGCAACACUCACAGGCCAAUGUCAGAGCUGUUAAAGAAAAAAUUCUUCAUGAUAUCUGUCAAAGAAAGGUUCCCAGGGAAGGAAGCAGUUGAAUAUUAUAAACAGGUGAUAAAAAUAAAGGAAAAUGCAGAUGUUCUGGUCAACUCCCCACUUGUCAAGAAGCAGCUAAGCAUCAGCCUCAGUGAUACCCUGUGUAAAUUAGCAGGUCAGUUGUUGAUCAUUGACUCCUGUCAUCACCAUGUCAUCAUAGAGGCAGCAGGCUAUUUAUACAGAUCACUGGAUUUAAGGGCGACCUACCUGGGAUCUGCUCACACAUCAAUCUCUGGAAUCCUGCAUCUCCUGAGGGAAAUUGAACGGAUCCUGGGCAGAAGAUGUUGGCCUCAAGGCAUAAGCCAGCAGUAUUCUGAGAGCCUGAGGAAUGGUGCCUCCCUCUGGGAACCCUUGCUGAAAUUAAACUACCACAGUGCUCAGAGUUUCAACACGUUCAGCUUUUCUUUGUGCACCAGUGCAGAUAAGCUCUUCAGGGCCAAAAUCAUAGACUUGACGUCUCAGGCAAUUUCCAAAUGUGCUUCUGGAAAAAGGAAAAAAGUCUUGAAACCUGUGAUUUCCUUUUCGGAUGAAGAGAAGACCUGGCAGAAGACCCAAAAGAAUACUGAGCUAUGGAAAGGACCAGAAAAGCAAGUAGCAGCAAAUAAUGAAAACUGGUCCUCUAAGAUUUUCUCUUGGGGUAAAAUGAAUAGCGUCAUAAAGCUUUCACGACAAAGGGUGCUGUCAGCUAAAAUUGAUGGCACAAAAGGUCAGGUGCCCACAAUUUGUCAGCAUCCCCUGCCUAGGUCCAUGAACACAAGUAAUCCCUGGGAAUCCUUAUCUGAUCUUAUAUCAGAAAAGUGGCUUUUUCAUCGCCCAGACAGUAGUUCUGCUCCUUAGAAGUGUUUUUUCCCCCUGAGAUCUCAUUUUGAAUCAAAACUGAAGAGCUCACAUGAUUUUAAUAAAGAGUGAAGAUGAGUAUGAGCUCUUUUGUGUCUGUCAUUUUUUUCUUAGUUCUCUUUAAUGAGGUAUUUUCUUUUCUUUUAAGACUUCAUUUAUUUAUUUAUUUAUUUAUUUAUUAGAAAGAUAGGAGGAGAGAGAGAAAGAACCAGAUAUCACUCUGGUACAUGUGCUGCCGGGGAUUGAACUCAGGACCUCAUGGUUAAGAAUCCAAUGUUUUAUCCAUUGCACCACCUCCCUGACCAUGAUGAGGUAUUUUCUUUCUUUCUUUUUAAAAAUAUUUAUUUAUUCCUUUUUGUUGCCCUUGUUUUACUGUUGUAGUUGUUAUUGAUGUCUUCGUCGUUGAAUAGGACAGAGAGAAAUGGAGAGAGGAGGGGAAGCCAGAGAGGGGGAGA